Messenger RNA from Morone saxatilis (striped sea-bass), 780 nucleotides. RefSeq names its product BTB/POZ domain-containing protein KCTD1-like. Gene Ontology annotation, cellular component: nucleus. The record is from RefSeq and is a predicted model, not a curated record. The transcript is spliced from 4 exons. The coding region runs from base 1 to 654 and encodes 217 amino acids. Gene Ontology annotation, molecular function: transcription corepressor activity; transcription factor binding. Lineage: Eukaryota; Metazoa; Chordata; Actinopteri; Moronidae. Gene Ontology annotation, biological process: negative regulation of DNA-templated transcription; protein homooligomerization.
AUGAACGGCGUUUCUUCUGCGGCGCCGCCAAGGUAUAUCGCAUGGAUCGGUCGUCUGUUUGAUGGAACGGAGCCCAUAGUGCUGGACAGUCUAAAGCAGCACUACUUCAUCGAUCGGGAUGGCCCCAUGUUCCGCUAUAUACUUAACUUCCUCCGGACCUCAAAACUCCUCAUCCCCGAUGACUUCAAAGAAUACUCCCUGCUGUAUGAAGAGGCCAGCUUCUUCCAGCUGGCUCCCCUGCAGGCCGAGCUGGAGCGCUGGAGGACUGAGCGGGAGUGCAGGGGUGUGUGCCUGGAAUGCGAGUGUGUCGUGGUUCACGUGGCGCCGGACCUCGGCGAGAGGAUCAGUGUAAGUGCCUGCCGGGCCGUGAUCGAGGAGGUUUUUCCUGAGGUCAGAGAAGUCGUGUCCAGUUCCCUGAACGCCAGCUGGAACCAGGACUCCACACACAUCAUUCGCUUCCCUCUCAAUGGCUACUGUCACCUCAACUCCGUCCAGGUGUUGGAACGGUUACAGCAGAGAGGGUUCUGGAUCACAUGCUCAUGCGGUGGCGGAGUGGACUCUUCCCAGUUUAGUGAAUACAUUCUACAGAGGGAGGGCCGAGGCAGCCGACAGCCCCCCACCCUCAUCCGAAUAAAACAGGAAGUCAUGGACUGAACUCGAAGGAAAUCCACAUUUUUUGCACACAUAUUAGCAACUGUUCCGUGCAAGUGUUUGGACAGAUUUGACAUUUCAACAUAUUUACUUUAGAAUAAAAGAUGUCUUCUUUGAUACAUUCAUUUC